AAAAUAAAAAUAUAACGAAGAAACGAGGAAAAAGUUCUAUAGCCUUCUUGAUCCACGAAAACUCUCGUCGCCGAAGCUAUGAUCGUAUAUCAGCUAUGGGAUUACCAAGCAUAGGAAGAUCAGCACAGGUUAUCAAUGCUACUUGCAGCUGACUUUUGCCUUCUAUUUUGAGUUUUUCGAUGGGUUCUAUUGUUUAUCUAAGAUUAAUUGUUGUUACUGGAAGGGAUAUUAUUGCUCCCGGGCAGGAUUUAUAAAUUGAUUCUUUUGGUCGAGAUCUGAUGUGUUUGUUUUGUAAGAUUUGUGGGUAGUUACUCUCUUCCCUGGUUGUGAUGGUUGGGACAAUAAUUAGUUCCCAAUCAAUAAAAACCAGAAUGCAGUUAAAUCGCUGAACCUAAAAUCCACUCUUGCCAAAGCAGAAAAGAAUUCCAAUGACACGGAAGGGAAUAAAAAAUAAAUCAAUGGCUACCCAAAAGCUAUUAUUUUUUGUCGGGUUUCUGGUAAUGGCUGCAAUCUUCAUUUACUCGUACUCCCAGCCAAAAUUACAACUCUCUUUGCCCCAAAAAGGAAACCCAAAUGCAUCGCAGAGAACACUAUUACAUUCAAAGCCUAAAAUUGGCAGAGACGUGUUAAGCAAGAAUUUCAGAUUGGUUAUUAAAGUUCUUGCCUACAAUAGGUUGGAAUCGGUGUCUAGAUGCUUAGAGUCCCUGGCCAAGGCUGAUUAUGAUAAAGACAGUGUGAAGCUUCACAUUUUCGUUGACCACUUUGGGAUUGAAGAGCAGGGGAAAAGUGCUGUGCCAAUUGAUGUUGAUAGUAAGCUCAGUAAUGCUCACCAGAUUUUACGGUAUGUUGAUGAUUUUGAUUGGGAACAUGGUGAAAAAGAAAUUCAUUACAGAACCCAUAAUGCAGGACUGCAGGCUCAAUGGUUGGAGGCUUGGUGGCCAUCCUCGGAUGACGAGUUUGCAUUUAUUGUGGAGGAUGAUAUGGUCUUGUCUCCACUGUUCUACAUAUAUUUGAGAGCUCUUAUUGCAACUUAUUAUUAUAAUCCAGAGAACUAUAGUCCCAUGAUUUAUGGAGCCUCUCUUCAGCGACCUAGAUUUGUUGGAGGUAAACAUGGAAACAAAUUAAAAGUGGAUGAUCAUACUCGGCUAUUUUUGUAUCAGAUGGUAGGCACAUGGGGCCAGCUUCUUUUCCCAAAACCUUGGAAAGAAUUUCGUCUUUGGUAUGAUAUGCACAAAAGCAAAGGGAUUAAGCCUAUUUUACAAGGUAUGGUGACAAAUGGUUGGUACAAGAGAAUGAGGGAAAAGAUCUGGACACCCUGGUUUAUUAAAUUCAUUCAUACUCGUGGAUACUACAAUCUGUACACUAACUUAUUACUUGAAAGAGCAUUGAGUGUUUCUUACAGGGAUGCUGGUGUAAACUAUGGUAAGAAGGUUGGGCCUGAUUCUCAGUUAAUUAAUUCAAGUGAUAUACCGGACAUUAACCUAUGGGAAAUGAAACCUUUGAAACUUAUCAACUGGUAUGAUUUCUGCUUUCAGAAAGUGCUUGUGCAUAGACUUGUGAAAAAGCUUGAUGAAUUAGAAACAGUUCUAUCAUCCGUUCAUGAGCAGAAGAGGGUAGUUCUUGUUAGUUUGUUUAGAAUACCAGAUGCUAUUGUAAGGAAUCUUUUAUGUCAGUUCAAGAAGUCAAGCAUCCGAAAUUAUAUUCUUCUGGGAGAAAAAACUAAUUUGUUAGAAGAUUUGGCUAGGAGGGGACAUGCAACCAUAGAUGCAGAUCAACUGCUAGAUGAUAUGACUAGAGUGGGUUUAGUGGAUCAGAAAUUUUCCAAAGUUCCAGAUUUCAUGGAGGCUCUGGUUUAUGCACAUAUAAUAAAGAAAUCACUCCUACUUAAUUAUAGCAUCUGGUUAACAAAAGCGAAUAUAAUUCCUACAGAAGCUAUUUUUUCUUCUGAAAGUUACCUCAAGAAUGAUGCAAUUCUUUUGGAGACAGACCAACAGCUGAGGACAGAGCUAUUGUACUUGAAAAGUUCAGAAGCAACAAUACAGUUGAUGAGUAAUGUAUUGGUAAAACUGACAGAAAAAACUACAUCUUCUGUCAUUGGUGACCUUCCUGAAGGUGAAGAUAUUUUUGGUUUUCAAGUUAGAUCUGCCAUUACAAGAUUCAAUUUUAGGAUCAAGUUAAUUGAUGCAAGUUUAAUGACACAUGUUGGUAGUUAUACAAGUAAUUCUUCUUCCAAAACAUCCUCUGAACCAGUAGCAAAGGUUUUAUUUUGGCCUCCAAAUAAAGACACAGAUUAUGUAAAGGAACGAUUGACAGCCCUUGAUAUGUGGUUGAUCGAUGAUGAACUUUCUUGCACAUCAAUCAUUUGCCACCAGUCCUAAUCCCAAACUAAAUUCAUUGGUGUACAGAAGAAUUAAUGAACUGGGAUGUAAUAUUAUGUUGCAAGCAUGCAUGCAAAUAAGCUGCCUUCGUUGAGUUUUACAGACGUGCUUCUAAAUUCUAUCCAUCUUGUUUCAAUUUGAAAAUAUUUAAGUCAGCUUCUUCUACAAGAUGGAAGGAAAGAUUUUUGUGGACUCUGCAGUUUGUUUUCUUCAAUUUUAUUUGCUUAACACAUAACAUUAUUGUCCUUCUGUAGAAUAAAAUGUAUGCCAUCAGCCCCCUAUCAUUGAAGUUGUUAAGGAUUUCUAUAUUUGAACUGCCCAUUUCAAGUUCUCAAAAGUUUCGUAUGAGGCUUUUAAUCUGGCACUCCUUGGCAAUUGCAUUUUUUGACCUUAAUAGGCAGACAUGAAUAUGAGUGAAACUGAUCAUUUAAAUUAACCAGGGCAUAGUCAAGUAUGAUUCCCUCAUUGAUGGUAAGAAUAUCAUAGCUUGAGCAAACCAGCAAGUGAGAAAAGGAAGUGCUUGAAACAUGCACAGCUAGAGGAAAUGUUCCUGUUGGUUCAUGUCAGGCUUCCAAUAUGAGUGCAUUUAAAGGGAAUACUUCUGAUUUAAAAUAUUGACCUAUUAGCUUUGUAAAUUAUGUUGAGUAGUUGGAGUAUUUGUACUGAUUCUAAGUGACAUUUUUGAACGAUUAUUGUAAAGAAUUGAAAAAAUUACAUAAAUUUGAAGGUUGUCUCGCAAA
Messenger RNA from Cryptomeria japonica (Japanese cedar), 3118 nucleotides. RefSeq lists its product as uncharacterized. The record is from RefSeq and is a predicted model, not a curated record. Bases 429 to 2378 code for a protein of 649 amino acids. The transcript has 2 exons. Lineage: Eukaryota; Viridiplantae; Streptophyta; Pinopsida; Cupressales; Cupressaceae.